Penicillium angulare is the source of this 819-nucleotide messenger RNA. RefSeq lists its product as uncharacterized. The record is from RefSeq and is a predicted model, not a curated record. The transcript has a single exon. The coding region runs from base 1 to 819 and encodes 272 amino acids. NCBI's taxonomy places the organism in Eukaryota, Fungi, Ascomycota, Eurotiomycetes, Eurotiales, Aspergillaceae.
AUGCAAGUUCUACUUUUACUUCUCUUGGGAGUGUACGCCUCCAGCGUUGUCUCUCGCCCUUACUCUAUUAGCAAUGUCGAUUCCCUCGCAUCCCCACCAACUGAAGAUGCCAGUGUGUCUAUGGGGUACGAAUCGGAUGAAACUAUCCAAGUCUUCGAGAUUCGUGACGAGGGCGAACGUGAUAUGAUUUUUGCUCGUGAUACGACUGAGAGUUCAGACUCAUCAACGACAUCCACGACAGAGAGCACAACUUCAGAAACAACCACAACAUCCGAUUCGACUACUUCGACUUCGACUACUAGCUCUACCACUACUACAUCGGAUUCAACUACCAGCUCUACCACCACUACAUCAUCUGCCUCAUCUACCUCAUCUUCAACGACUUCUACAUCAACUUCUUCCAGUAGUUCGUCGACAAGCAGCACUUCAACAAGCACAACAAGCACUGCAACCGCGACCAGUACUGAAAGCGCAGCGACCAAAAAACGAAACCACAAAGGAAAUGUUGACGCUAUCAUUUUUUCCUGUUGUUUACUCUCCUUCUUUGCGGGAGUUAGUAUACUCCACUGUGCACGCGAUAGGGCAAAGUCAAAGCGAAUUGCUGCACGAGACCUUCUCAAGGCCACAGCCGUCACACCGGAGCCUAUUAUACCAAAGAAUGAGUCAACGACAAAUCUUCUCGGAGAUCGAUCUUCAGUACUGUUCAGAGAUAAUACUCCGAACGAUCCACUGGCACCGUUCACCGCUACCGGCACAGGUGCAGGUCCAGGUGCGGGUGCAGGCACCACUACGCCUACUCAUGGGCUUGAAAAUCAUUAA